Messenger RNA from Durusdinium trenchii, 1195 nucleotides. The record is from the annotation of a GenBank genome assembly. Lineage: Eukaryota; Dinophyceae; Suessiales; Symbiodiniaceae.
AGUGGCUUACAGUGGGGCGUGGAUUGGAUUUGGGGCGCAUCAUGGCGAGCUCAGACACUGCAAACGAUGUGGUGCCUUCAGCAGUGUUAGAGGACAAAGAUUUGCAGCUGCUUUUGCUGGAUCUAGAUUUCCUGGAGAUCAAGGAUGAUGGGGCUUUGGCUGUCAAGAAGCGGGCCCGCAGUGCUGAGGACCUUGGCGAUCAUGAAAAGCACCAGCAGCAGCCACCCCUUCCUGCACCCGUUCCUGCGCCCGACAACGACACUACGGCGCCGCACCAGUCAGCCAACGCUGCUUCCCCAGAGGUCUUGGCGAAGCCAGUUGAAUACAAGCCCCAGACCGCAGCCAUGAGAACAAAACAAUUCUUGGAUGAUCGAAAACAUGCAAAGGAAGUCUUGAAGCACGACCUCCUGAAUGAAGCAACUCGAAACCAGGAUGAGUGGUUCAACAAGGCCCUUGCCGAAGGGCAGUCAGGCCAAACAGUACCAGUAGCAACACCAGCCAGGGCAGCCGCACUUGUGCACAUGCCACCAACAGCUGAGGUUACGGUAACACUGCCUCGCGCUGAUGAGGCGUCAACAAACCAAACUAUGGAAGUUGAAAGCCAAACACUGGUAGUUGAAAGCCAAACACUGGUAGUUGAAAGCCAACCAGGUGGACAGCAAACAUUGGUAGCUGAAGGUGCAGCCGCUCAAGCACCAUCAAUGUUUGAAGAUCCAACCACACACAGCACUAUGGCCUCUGCACCAGUCCCCCCAGCCCCUAGCCAGCAACACACUGAGCAUCAGCAGCUGAAGCGUGGACUGUGCAUCAUAGAGGACUCUGAUGAGGAGUGCAAGGGAGGUGCCCAUGGUGAAGGUGCCAAGGAAUCCGUGGACAAGACCGUCUUGGUUGAUGAGUUGCAGGCAAUACUCAACGAACUCAACUUGUCUGGUGGCUCUCCGAAUCCUUUGCUACAAACCUGCCCGGCUUUGCAAAAGCUCUUCCGCCCAGCCACUGAUGGUGAAAGUGUGGCGUCAACUUGGAAAACCUGAUCCCCACUGCCGUGAACUUGAGCAUUUGAAGAUCAUCUUGGGCUCUGCGCAUUGUGAAGCCCUUGUGCGGUUCCAAAAGACGCAAACGGCUUGAGAUAGCCCUUAAGUGCUGAUCCGCGGGACCAUUUUUGAAUGUGGUGGCUUUAGGACGCCUUUCCAUGGCC